Messenger RNA from Astyanax mexicanus (Mexican tetra), 1811 nucleotides. RefSeq lists its product as uncharacterized. The transcript is spliced from 3 exons. Bases 888 to 1520 code for a protein of 210 amino acids. The record is from RefSeq and is a predicted model, not a curated record. Lineage: Eukaryota; Metazoa; Chordata; Actinopteri; Characiformes; Acestrorhamphidae.
AAAUAGUGAGUUUUCUAUUAAAUUACCAAGCUAAUCAAUGUUAUUGGAAAAACACUAGUAAAAUUCCACUUCUUACCUGACCUCUCUCUUUAAAAAAAAACAAUUCUUUCUUUUUAAUUUUAAUAUUUUUACAAGCGGACUUUUAUUUUGAAACAGGUGGAUUUGUCCCCCGCCAAAAAUGAUAUCCUUUGGCUCAGCUCAGAUGUACAAUAGGGUUCAUGCACACAGGGGUGGUGACGUAUAUCCGCUACAAUCUCAGCCAGCUCAGCCUCUUCCGGUAUCCACCCUGUUGUGUUGAAUUUAGUGAAGUCGCGAUAAUGUCUCAGGCAAAAAAGUUUAAGUUUCAGCUAACUGACAGCACUACGGUUGAACAUUGCUGUGUACCUUUGUGUCAGGCCUCUAGUAAGUACAAUAAAGUACUUAGUUUUCAUACAUUUCCCUCCGAUGCGGAAAACCGGCUAAAAUGUAUUGUUGCUAUCCGGAAUGAGAACUUCAGUCACUCCGCAUACCCGCGUGUGUAGCCGGCAUUUUAAGAAAGAGGAUUUGCGUGAACCAGAGUCCAAGUCUGGACGGCGACUGUUAAAGAAGGGAGCGGUGCCGAUGUUGUUUGAGUGGAACAAUUUCUCUGUCCCACUUUCACGACCGGGGGGGGCUGGACACCUGUCCAGGAGACGGAUGCACUCCUCGGGGACCACGACUACGCUUCUGCUCCGGACCCCGCUGCUGUCGACUUGGUUCUGGAAGAAAACCUGCUUCUUAGAGAGGAGAUCCUCCAGCUGAAGAAACAAAUAGAGCAGCUUACUCUGGAGCAUCGCUUUGGCAUUCACCGCUUUGCUGGCUCAGACAGUGACAUUCGCUUUUACAGGUUUGGAUCCUAUGACCUCCUCAUGCGCUUCUGGGCCUUAAUAGAGCCCUCUCUGCCAUCUAUGGUUAGUGUCACACCAGCACAGAGAGGCACCUUUGAGCCAAGUUCCACUGUGUCUCGUUACCUGCAGCCCAUAGAUGAGAUGUUCAUGUUUCUGAACUAUCUUGCACUGCGUUUAAAACAGCAUGACCUUGCCGACCGGUUUGGGGUCCACCAGUCCACAGUCAGUCGGAUUAUUACAACAUGGAGCAACUUUCUAUAUGCUGUGCUGGGGUCAGUGAGAAUCUGGAUGGCAGUGGAAAAAAUAAGGGAACAUCUGCCAGCAGAGUUCAAGGACUAUGCAGACACUACAGUUAUCCUGGACUGCACAGAGCUGAGGUGCCAGUGCCCAUCUUCACCUCUUCUUCAAAGUGAAGUAUUUUCUGUGUACAAGUCCCAUUGUACACUUAAAGGGCUGCUUGGUGUUGCUCCUCAUGGGGCUGUCACAUUUAUCUCUCCACUGUAUGCUGGAUCCAUCAGUGACAAACAGAUCAUGAGAGAGUCUGGAAUUCUCUCCCUGUUGAGACCUGGGAUAGCCAUCAUGGUCGAUCGAGGAUUUCUUGUUGGUGACUUUGUGCCAUGUAAAAUCUACAGGCCUCCAUUUCUGUCUGGAUGAUCCCAGAUGCAUGUUGGUGAGGUCAGGGAGACCCAGGCCAUUGCCCGCCUUAGGGUGCACGUGGAGCGCCUUCCUCUCCGGCUUUUUGGCAACAUUAAUCAGCUCUAUACUGUAGCAUGUCUGCUGACAAACUAUGAAAACGGGCCUCUUGUAAAGGCUUGGACAAAAAAGCAAGGCUCAACAUCUGCUGGGCUUUUUUGAAGGUGGAAAUGUUUAGUUUCUUAUCACAGAGGAUGUAAUGUAAAUAGCAUAAAUCUGCAUGUAUAUAUGUAUAUAUUUUUCAAUGAAAUA